AUGGCCAGUGUUGACAUUUCCAGUCAUGGCUCGUCGGAUCCCUUCUCUGACCAAGCCGCAAUCCAAGACGAACGCGAGACAAUCGCAGAGUCCACGUUGGGCGUCGGUAGAAAUGCCACUCUGACGCUCGGUACUGACGCGGUCAUUGUUCUAGAUGAAGGCCUCCGCGGAAGCGAAGGAUUCGACUGCUUUGGAUUCUUUUCUCAGAGAACCACAAAUACCCGUUCCAUUCCUUACUUUAAUGUCCUCUGGACGGAAAUCGUCAAGAGCGAGCUCACCAUUCAUUACGCGAAACCAACCUCCAAGUCAGCAAAUUCCCCUGUUGUCGUCGCAUAUAUCAACUAUACCCUUGACAAUUCUACUGCGAUACUGGAAAAGGCAGAGAGAUGGGUCGAGCGUCUGUUACGACGGUCAUACGGCCAUGCUCAACGCAAUAAAAGGAUAAAAGUUCUGAUAAACCCCUUUGGAGGAAAGGGAAAGGCGGUUAAACAGUACAGCAAAGAGAUUGAACCUAUAUUUGCGGCAGCCCGAUGCGAAAUUGACGCCGAGCAGACAACACAUCGUGGCCACGCGGUCGAGAUUGCUCAAAAUUUGGACAUUAAUGCAUUCGACGCCAUUGCGAGUGUGUCUGGGGAUGGCUUGCCCCAUGAAUGUAUAAACGGCCUCGCAAGGAAACCAAAUGCCGCUGAGGCCCUCAGAAAAGUGGCAGUCGUCCAAUUACCCUGUGGUAGUGGAAACGGUAUGGCGUGGAAUCUGACCGGGACCGGUGAAUGCAGCACCGCCGCCCUUUGCAUUGUGAAAGGUGUGCGGACUCCUUUGGAUCUCGCGAGUAUCACACAGGGAAAUACCAGGACGCUUUCGUUCUUGUCGCAAUCGCUCGGCAUAGUGGCAGAAAGUGACCUGGGAACAGAGAACCUUCGAUGGAUGGGUGAUGCAAGAUUCUUCUACGGAUUUCUCGUCCGACUCCUGGGCAAGACCCUUUACCCUUGUGAGAUCGCUGUCAAGACCGAGAUCGAGGACAAGGAGGAAAUAAAGAGACACUACGCCCGCUACAUGGCUAAAAGGACGACCCAAGCCCCCAUCUCUCAUGCUGAUCUGGAUGGGCCAUUGGAUAUGUCCAAAAGUCUUGGACUCCCCCCACUACAGUAUGGGACGGUCGAUGAUCCUCUGCCCACCGAUGCUGGCUGGACCCCUUUGACUCCCUACCCCAAUCUGGGCAACUUUUACUGCGGCAACAUGACCAUAAUGACGGCGGAUGCCCCAUUCUUUCCUGCUUCCCUUCCUUCGGACGGCCUGCUCGAUCUAGUCACUAUCGAUGGCGACAUCCCGAGACGGAAAGCCAUCGACCUCCUGCUUUCCGUUCCUAAAGGCACCUUUUUUGACAAGGAAAGCGUACGCGUCCGGAAAGUCAGCGCCCUCCGUGUCAUUCCGCGCUAUGGGACAAUGGCAGAGUCUGCAGGAGACAGCGACCAUGGGCAGAACAAGCAGAGUCGAGCGGCCGGCCAGAGCAACUACAGAAAGAACAUAAAUCGAGACGCUGGCCACUUCUCAGUCGACGGGGAGAAGAUGCCUUUUGAACCCUUUCAGAUUGAAGUUCACAGGGGAUUGGGCACGGUUCUGAGUCGGCGCGUGGGUGUCUACGAAGCGAUUGGACCCAAGGGUUGGGAAGAGAUCGACGUCGGUACCCUCUAA
Molecule: messenger RNA, 1692 nt
Organism: Fonsecaea nubica
Lineage: Eukaryota; Fungi; Ascomycota; Eurotiomycetes; Chaetothyriales; Herpotrichiellaceae
Exons: 3
Coding region: 1-1692 (563 amino acids)
Biological process (GO): sphingosine biosynthetic process
Cellular component (GO): intracellular membrane-bounded organelle; membrane; cytoplasm
Source: RefSeq, a predicted model, not a curated record